AUGGCCUCUCUCGACGCAAUUCUCGCCAAGUAUACUGCAGGCCCUGGCCAGGACACCAAAGACAAGGUGCUCGGCGCCACUUUGGUCGUACUCAACAAGGACGGUCUUCUGUACAAUGGGUCAGCGGGCCGCAUCGAUCAUGCGCCUGAUUCUAAACCGUGGAAGGACGAUACCUUUUGCAUGGUGGCGUCGAUGACCAAGAUCGUCACAGCUACAGCCAUUAUGCAGCUGGUUGAACAGGGCGUGCUCAACCUGGACGUCGACGUUCGCGACAUCGUGCCUCAACUGAGACAAAUGCCGAUUUUGAGGGGCUUUACUGAAGAUGAACAGCCCAUUCUCGAAGACCACGACACUCCGGUCAGCUUGAGGAUGCUACUUACACACACUGUUGGUCUCGGCUACGACCUCGCGGAUGACGAACUCAUGAGAUGGCACAAGGCGGUAGGCCGUAAGGUCACUAACCUGGACUGGAGCCUGGAAGGCUUCACUACACCGCUGAAGUUCAAGCCUGGAGAGGGCUGGUUCUACGGCACGGCGGUUGACUGGGCUGGUCAGGUUCUUGAGAAAGUAACCGGUAAGACCCUCGGCGAGUACAUGACCGAGAACAUCUUCGAGCCUUUGGGCAUGAAGGACACGGGUUUCUGGCCGGAGAAAUUGCCCCACGUCGCCGAACGCACCGCCGCGUGGGCCUACCGGGGGGAAGACCAGGUUACUCUCGGCCCGGGCCCCCGCCCGUGUGCGGAGAAGCACCCCGUCGAAAGCGGCGGCGCGGGACUCUUCACCACCGCAGCGGACUACGCCAAGUUUCUGCACGCUCUCUUGACGCAUAAGAUUGUCAAAAAGGAGACUGUAGAUGAGAUGUUCCGACCUCAACUGGACGAGAAAAUCGCCCGGACGUUGGAGAAGGAGGUGUUCAGGUGGCAUGGGGCGGUGGAGUUUGAGAGGGACAUGGGUCUCAGUUAUGGGCUCAGCGGAUGCAUCAACAUGCGAGAUGCGAUCGGAAAACGUAAGAAGGGCAGCAUGACAUGGAGUGGCAUGGCCAAUAGUCACUGGUGGAUGGAUCGCGAGUCGGGCAUCGCGGCGGCGUUGUUUGUUCAGCUCAUGCCAUUUGGUGAUCCCGUUGUUGUCAAGCUGUAUGAUGAGCUGGAGCGCGCCGUGUACAAGGAUCUUCUGGGCGAAGUUUGA
Colletotrichum karsti is the source of this 1185-nucleotide messenger RNA. RefSeq names its product beta-lactamase. Bases 1 to 1185 code for a protein of 394 amino acids. The record is from RefSeq and is a predicted model, not a curated record. Lineage: Eukaryota; Fungi; Ascomycota; Sordariomycetes; Glomerellales; Glomerellaceae. The transcript has 3 exons.